AUGGACUUGGCUAUGUGGGAAACAUUUCUAAAGCAGUGGAAUGGACAUUCGUUCUUUCUGGAGGAAAAUGUGACUUGUGCCUCAGACAUAUCCUUGUAUACAGAUGCUUCUUCUACCAUUGGUUACGGGGGUUACUAUUACGGAGAAUGGUUCCAAGGAAAAUGGCCUCCAGAAAUUCAAGACCUCGGCGAUGACACAUUAUCUAUGGCAUUGUUAGAAUUGUAUCCCAUAGUUGUUGCCGCUGUGAUAUGGGGGCAUAAAUGCUCUUUCUCGUUUCCAGAUGACAAAAUUCAGAGAAGUAGCUCCAGCAGCAGCAGCAAUGCCAGUACCAGUACCAUCCUUGAAAGAAUUAAUCCUGUAUUAGAGAAAGAGUCUAGGGACUUAUGCGAAUCUUCAAUCAGCAACAAUACAAGGAGGGCAUACAGAACAGGACUUACAGUAUAUUGCCAGUUCCUUUCAUCGAUUGGAAUAGAAGCGCCUAAUUAUAAUCCACCUAAGAUCUCAGAACAAACCCUUAUUUACUUUGUUAUACACUGCUGCAAUUCCCUAAAACUAACGUACAAUAACAUCAAAUUGUAUCUUGCAGCUGUGAGAUUCCAUUAUGUGAAGGCUGGUAUUUCUAAUCCUCUAUCAUCAGAUGAAUCGUGUGCAAGGUUGCAAACAGUGUUGAGGGGAAUUCAAAAACAACAAAGUUCUAAACAGAAAAGGAGGCCCACUACAUACAGUGUUUUGAUCCAAAUUCAAAAUGUCUUACAGCGGGGUAUGUUCGGUUAUUUCCUAGAUACCAUGCUGCAAGCUGCUUGUUCUCUAGCAUUUUUCGCAUUCCUUCGAUGCGGGGAAUUCACUGUGAACGAUAUAAAUCAAGACAACCUAUUGUGUGUGGAAGAUGUCAUCAUGGAUCGAAACUACAAAGCUUAUACUAUCACGCUUAAACGAUCUAAAACUGACCCUUUUCGUAAAGGAAUUCAGAUCUGUUUAUUUCAGUCAGACCAAACCGUGUGUCCAGUGAAAUCCAUGUUAAAAUAUUUAAACCUUCGAAGAAAGUGGUACAACUGUGUCAUGUCUUCAGCCUUAUUUACAGAUGAAAGUGGAAAUCCAUUAUCAAGACACUUUUUCAUUACCAAACUAAAGCAGAUACUCAAAUUGCUGGGUUUGGAUGACGAGAAUUUCAAUGGCCACUCUUUCAGAAUAGGAGCUGCUACCUCUGCUGCCGGUGGCCAAGUAGAAGAUCACUUGAUCAAAACCUUGGGUAGAUGGAGCUCAGACUGUUACACCAGGUACAUUCGUUCCGAUGAUCAAACUUUGUCACGUGCACAAAAGGCAAUGUGUUGUCAAAAAACUGUGUAAAAAAGACUAGCUGUAUGUUUAAGGCAGUUGUGUAUGUAAAUGUAAUAGAUCAGUUAAGCAUGCAAUUCAACAUUUUAUGUUCACAUCAUGUUGUGUAUUUGGUUUGUUUUCACAAAACUUGGAGCGGAUUGUUAAACAAUGAACAGUUAUGUACAUAUGUAGUUUUAUAAGCGAAUGUAACUUUACAUUUUAUUUUAUCUCAUGUUCAUAAUACGGGUUAAGUUGGAAUUCAAGAAGAUGAAUUUGCUUUGUAUCUAUGUUCAUUGGAUUUUAUAAUUUUUGGUAUCAGAUCAAGAGU
Saccostrea echinata is the source of this 1645-nucleotide messenger RNA. RefSeq lists its product as uncharacterized. Gene Ontology annotation, biological process: DNA recombination; DNA integration. Lineage: Eukaryota; Metazoa; Mollusca; Bivalvia; Ostreida; Ostreidae. The transcript has 2 exons. Gene Ontology annotation, molecular function: DNA binding. The record is from RefSeq and is a predicted model, not a curated record. The coding region runs from base 1 to 1347 and encodes 448 amino acids.